Quercus lobata is the source of this 678-nucleotide messenger RNA. RefSeq lists its product as uncharacterized. Bases 77 to 514 code for a protein of 145 amino acids. The transcript has a single exon. NCBI's taxonomy places the organism in Eukaryota, Viridiplantae, Streptophyta, Magnoliopsida, Fagales, Fagaceae. The record is from RefSeq and is a predicted model, not a curated record.
UCAGAGUAAUCAUGGUUGUUAUUUUAUACAAGCUAAAAAGCACCAUUUCUCUGCUACAUCCACUUUUUGCAAGACAAUGGAAAGUGACUACAAUUCAAGUAAACGCCACUAUGAUAUUACCAUGUCAAAGAGAACCAGAAGGCCAACAAAUUCCAGUCAGAUUUAUUCAGCACCAGUUUCCCCAUGUCAAGAUAUUCCUCCUCCUAGUAAAGCAGUUGUGAAUGAGUUAGGAGAAGAUGAGAGCAGUUCUCACUCAGAAGAGAGUGAUCGUAAAAGCUUGAAGCAGCUGAUAAAUAGCAGGAGUUCACUGAGCCAACACUUCACUGCAGAAGAAAAGCAACUUCAAAUAGUUACAAAGCAGCAGAAGGAAGAGGGCGUUCAUGAUGAUGGAGUGAAGCUAAAGAAAAUGGUGAGUCGCUAUGCCAAAUUUUUGAGUCGCUUGAUCAAGGUUAAGCGUGACUUACCUAAGGGUGGAGAAUCCCGGAAGAAAACACUUCUCCUAUUGAAAGCCUAGGAAUAUAUAUAUGUGUGUGUCAUUUAUCAGCUUGUUUCUGCAGUGGCUGAUUACCUAUAUGCAUUGAUUAUCGGCCAACUGCAUAUACUUUUUUCUCCUCUUUCAUUUUGUAUUUCAAGUCCUUGAGAUAUAAUUGAUCUGUAGCACAUAUAUGUUAUACUCUA